Ctenocephalides felis (cat flea) is the source of this 2536-nucleotide messenger RNA. RefSeq names its product V-type proton ATPase 116 kDa subunit a (gene Vha100-1). NCBI's taxonomy places the organism in Eukaryota, Metazoa, Arthropoda, Insecta, Siphonaptera, Pulicidae. Gene Ontology annotation, molecular function: proton-transporting ATPase activity, rotational mechanism; ATPase binding. Gene Ontology annotation, cellular component: vacuolar proton-transporting V-type ATPase complex; vacuolar proton-transporting V-type ATPase, V0 domain; plasma membrane. Gene Ontology annotation, biological process: vacuolar acidification; proton transmembrane transport. The record is from RefSeq and is a predicted model, not a curated record.
CGGGAUCUGACAGAAGCAGAGAAAUCGUACUGGUGACAGCAAAUUCGAUUUCUGUGAAUUUUGGAGUGCAAUCAAUAAUAAAAAUUGUGCCACGAUGGGAUCGCUGUUCCGCAGCGAGGAGAUGUCCCUCUGUCAGCUGUUUCUGCAGAGCGAGGCGGCAUACGCCUGCGUCUCCGAGUUGGGAGAACUGGGACUGGUGCAAUUUCGAGAUUUGAAUCCUGAUGUCAAUGCAUUUCAGCGUAAGUUCGUCAACGAAGUUCGGCGGUGUGAUGAAAUGGAAAGAAAGCUUCGCUACUUAGAAAAGGAAAUUAGAAAAGAUGGUAUUCCUAUGUUGGACACGGGUGAAAAUCCUGAAGCUCCCCAGCCUAGAGAAAUGAUCGAUCUUGAGGCCACUUUUGAGAAACUUGAAAAUGAACUACGUGAAGUAAACCGUAAUGCUGAAACCUUGAAAAGAAAUUUUUUAGAACUAACUGAACUCAAACACAUAUUGCGCAAAACUCAAGUUUUCUUCGAUGAGGCUGAGGUAGGCUACCAUCGUUCCUCGCAGAUGGCUGAUCCGUCCAGGGAGGAAGAACAAGUCAAUCUCCUGGGAGAAGAAGGCCUUCGUACGGGCGGACAGGCACUCAAACUUGGCUUCGUGGCUGGCGUCAUACUUCGAGAAAGGAUUCCGGCGUUCGAGCGCAUGCUGUGGAGGGCUUGUCGAGGCAAUGUAUUUCUCAGGCAAGCUGAGAUUGAAACUCCUUUAGAAGAUCCUACAACGAGUGAUCAAGUAUUCAAAUCCGUAUUCAUCAUAUUCUUCCAAGGAGAUCAACUUAAAACACGUGUCAAAAAAAUUUGUGAGGGUUUUAGAGCUACAUUGUAUCCAUGCCCGGAAGCACCCUCAGACAGGCGAGAAAUGGCUAUGGGAGUCAUGACUAGAAUAGAAGAUCUUAACACGGUAUUAGGACAAACUCAAGAUCACAGGCAUCGUGUGCUGGUCGCCGCUGCUAAGAACAUUAUGAAUUGGUUUAUUAAAGUUCGAAAAAUUAAAGCUAUUUAUCAUACACUGAAUUUGUUCAAUUUGGACGUAACACAAAAAUGUUUGAUUGCUGAAUGCUGGGUACCUGUGCUUGAUUUGGAAACAAUUCAAUUAGCACUUAGGAGAGGAACGGAACGUAGUGGCAGUUCUGUACCUCCUAUUCUAAACAGAAUGGAAACACAUGAGGAUCCUCCGACUUACAAUCGUACAAAUAAAUUUACUAGCGGAUUUCAAGCACUCAUUGAUGCUUAUGGUAUUGCAUCAUACAGAGAAGCAAAUCCCACUCCUUACACAAUAAUUACGUUUCCCUUCCUGUUCGCCGUUAUGUUCGGAGAUUUGGGUCACGGAGCUAUAAUGGCACUUUUUGGGGCAUGGAUGAUUUUGAAGGAAAAACCAUUGGCAGCGAAGAAAACGGAUAAUGAGAUUUGGAAUAUAUUUUUUGGUGGUCGUUAUAUCAUCUUUCUAAUGGGAGUAUUUUCAAUGUAUACUGGUUUCAUUUACAAUGAUAUUUUCUCAAAAUCGCUUAAUAUAUUUGGCUCAUCUUGGUCUACAAACUAUAAUUUAUCAACGAUAUUAACAAAUGAUGCAUUACAACUAAAUCCAGCAAACAAAGAUAUGUAUGAUGGUACGCCAUAUCCAAUUGGCUUGGACCCAGUAUGGCAGCUAUCUGCAAAUAAAAUUAUUUUUCAAAAUGCUUACAAGAUGAAAAUAUCAAUUAUUAUUGGAGUUAUUCAUAUGUUGUUUGGUGUUUCACUAAGUCUUUGGAAUUACAACUAUUUCAAAAAUAAACUCAGUAUUUUAUGUGAAUUCAUUCCGCAGAUUAUAUUUCUGACUUUCUUAUUCUUUUAUAUGGUUUUGCUCAUGUUUAUUAAGUGGGUGACUUAUUUUCCUACAGAUAAUGAUAAAGAAAUCCCAGUAAGCCCUCAGUGUGCCCCCUCCAUUCUUAUAACGUUUAUCAAUAUGGUUUUAUUCAAACCAUCAACACAUUCUCUGGCAUGUGAAACUCCAUACAUGUACAGUGGUCAAGGGGGUUUACAAAAGCUCCUUGUUGUUUUGGCCUUGCUUUGUGUACCAUGGAUGUUAUUUGCAAAGCCAGUUUACAUCAUGCAAAUGCGGAAAAAACAAGCCUUGUUGGGAGCAAAUCAUCAACAAAUGGCAACUGAAAACGGUGAUGCAGAAGGAAUGGGCAACCAACAGCAGCAACCGGCUCAGGGAGGUGGUCAUGGCCAUGAUGAUAAUACUGAGAUGAGCGAAAUUUUUAUUCAUCAAGGUAUUCACACAAUUGAGUAUGUGCUGGGAUCUGUAUCACAUACUGCAAGUUAUUUGCGUCUUUGGGCGCUGUCGUUGGCUCAUGCCCAAUUAGCAGAAGUAUUAUGGAAUAUGGUUAUGAAGCAAGGAUUAGUUUAUGAUGGCUGGGUCGGUGGAGUUGCUUUGUGGUUGGUGUUUGCUUUUUGGGGCGUUCUCACCGUUGGAAUUCUUGUGCUGAUGGAGGGCCUCUCUGCUUUCUUACAUACACUU